Molecule: messenger RNA, 14029 nt
Organism: Chlamydomonas reinhardtii
Lineage: Eukaryota; Viridiplantae; Chlorophyta; Chlorophyceae; Chlamydomonadales; Chlamydomonadaceae
Exons: 99
Coding region: 217-13257 (4346 amino acids)
Biological process (GO): carbohydrate metabolic process
Cellular component (GO): membrane
Molecular function (GO): chitin binding
Source: RefSeq, a predicted model, not a curated record
GAUAUUUCAGGCUAGUUUUGAUGAAUUUGACUCGGCGCCAGCUGACCCACUUCGGGUCGAACUUUUAACUGUGGAGGUAUGCAUGCUGCCUGCACGCCAACAAACUCAACCUUCAUAGAUAAUAUGACCAGUGGCGAAAAGCAUGAUAUCAAAAUGAGGAACUUUAGUUUGCGCUGCUCUGCGCUGCUUUCUAUAUUAGCGGCGGGCGCGUUGCUUAUGCCUGUGUCAGCCCAAUACCAACUGCGCCUGACCGACGACUAUACACCUGCGAACGCCGUUAAGUAUGAGGGCCGAGUGGAGGUUGUCUCGCCGCUAGGCUCGAUUUGCAGUUUCGGCGAGUUUGAUGACAAAGAUGCUGCGGUGAUCUGCCGACAGCUCGGCCUGCCAACGGCGAGAGCCAGGGCGCUGUACCAGGCCUACAAGUUCAUGUCGGGCCCCUGGAACGACCCCCAGGCCAGCCCGCCCGAGGUCUUGAGCCUGGUCUCGGCGGGCGCUCCGCCGAUCGUGCUGACAAACCUCAGGUGCAAGGGCGAUGAGACGAACAUCGGCAGUUGUCUGUCCGACACCUCCACUUUGGCGCUGUCGGCCUGCUCCCGCGGCCAGGCGGCCGGCGUCCAGUGUUUUGAAGAGGACUACACAGUGCGCCUCAUGACAAACUCUGUCAACCCCGCCAACGCGACCGCCGUGGCGGCGCUGACCGAGGGGCGCGUGGAGGUGUGGCUCGGCGAGGGGUGGGGACUAGUCGGGGCGACCAAUUUCGGUCCCGACACGGCACGUGUUGUCUGUGCCCAGUUGGGCCUGCCCGUGAGCGGCGCCACGGUGGUGCCCAAUGGAGCCGCGGCAUACGGCGCCCCAGCGUCCAACACGGCUGUUGUCCUUGACGGGCUGGCGUGCAGCGGCAAAGAGGAGAACAUCGGUUUCUGCAGUCCGCCCAGCAACACGCCACCCAGGGGCACGGCCUUCGCCGCCGUGGCGUGCAGGCAGGCCGACUUUUCUGUGCGGCUCUCGGGUGGUGGGCACCCCUCAGAGGGGCGCCUAGAGGUCUACAACCGAGGACAGUGGGGCACGGUGUGCCUUGGUGGCUUCGACCGGUCUGCACUGUUCACUGUGUGCGUCCAGGCGGGCUGGCGUACCUCGGAUGCACGAAGGCCAUCCUUCACCGCCUUCAACGCCAGUCGCCUGCCUGCCGACCCACGCCCUGGCACCGGCGCCAAUGCACUGACGUCUCUGCGCUGGUGCCCUGACGACGCCGAGAGCAUCACGCAGUGCGGGGAGUACAAGUAUGAUGCGGCCGCCACCUGCCCGGCCGGGCUGGACGUGGUGGUCCGGUGCUACGAGUCACCGCCGCUGUCGCUGAACGUCCGGCCCACGUCGCUGUGCACCGACCCAUGGACCACCUCCGCCACCAUCUCGCCCCGCCCCGGCCGCACCACCAUGCUGGUGGGCGAGUUCGAUGGCGCCAGCGGCGGAGCGCGCGGCCAGGACGUGUUGCUGGCCAGCUACGCAAAUGACGGCACCCUGGUUGGCCACGUGGCCUAUUCGCGGCCCUGGGGCAGCUCCUUCAUCGCAGAGGCAGACAUUAACCUGGGCCCCACGCCUGAACCAAGGGCUCUUGUGUUGGCAGACCUCAACGGUGACGGACUCGAUGACGUGGUCGCCAUCACUAGUGAGCUUGUUUCGGUGGCGACAGCGACCAGCUCGCGGAGCUUCACCCCCCUCACCGUGUGGCUGGACCUGUCCACCACCUCGGACAGCAUCGAUACCUCCAACACCACCACCCGCGCUUACAUCCUGACGGACGUGACGGGCGACGCGGCCGCGGACCUGGUGUUCUUCGACCGGCCCACUCUGCGCCUGGCCUUCUUCCCCAGCAACCGCAUCAGCCAGCUGAUGGACGACACGGACGGCGAGGGCAUCACGUGGUUUGAGCUGAGCACCAUCUCGGCCCGCUGCAAAUCGCUGGGCGAGGACUGCUUCCUGCUGGCGGCCGACGUCAACGGAGACAGCCUCAACGACGCAGUGCUGGUCUACCUCGAUCGUGUCACGGCCGACCAAGAGGUGUACAUGACGUUUGUGGCCGCCUCGCCGCCCGCGCCCCUCACCUGGCACAUGGCCGCGCCCGCCUUCUUCCCGCGCGGCGCCUGCACCUCGCCCUGGGCGGUGGUGAUGGGGCAGUUCGUGGGGCCGGACGGCUCCAUCGACAACGUCAACGCCGGCAGCUCCGUGCCCCAGGUGGCCUGCAUCAGCAGCUUCGACGCGCGCAUCUACGUCGCGGGCCUGGGGUCCUGGGGCGUGGUGCCGGGCCCUCCCACCCGUGUACACGCCCGUGACGUGGACCUGGACGGGCGCGAUGACCUGGUGCUGUUCACCGAGGCCGGCUCCUACUACCUGCUCAGCACCGGCUCGGCCUUCGAGCCGCCCGUGUCCACGGCGCGAUUCGGCGACGGCUACACCGCCAGCGUGCCCACCAGCGGCGACCGCUCGCUGGGCGAGACCGACCAGACCGCGUCGACCAUCAUUGCCUCCAGUCAGCCGGUGGGCGAUGCGCCCGUGGAGCAGCGCUGCGGCGCGCCCGACCGCGUCAUCGCCUACUUCUCCAACCGGCGCCCCGACCGCUCGGCCGCCUGCACCGCCGCCGCUUCCGCGGACCCGUCCGUGUCCCCCAGCGCGCUGACCCGCGCCGCCUCCUCCGCCACCCACGUGAUCUUCUCGCGCCUGCUGCCGGACGCGGACGCACUGGACGUGGCGCUGGCUAACGACCGGGACGGGCCCGUGCUCGCCAACCUGGCCGGCAACCUGCACUCGGCCAGCCCCGGCACCAAGGUGCUGGUGUCGGUGGGCGGCCCCGGCGCCGGCUCCGACGCGCUGUCGCGCCUGGUGCUCAACGCGCAGUCGGUGGGCCGCUUCGCCAACGCCAGCGCCGACUACCUGCAGCGCCAGGGGCUGGACGGAAUGGAGCUCAGCUGGCCCGAGCUGCGGGCGGAGCAGGUCCCCGCCUUCCUGUCGCUGGUGUGGGCGCUGUCGCACGAGGUGCGCGCCCGGCGCGGGCUGCUGCUGGGCCUGGCGGUGCCGCCGCGGGCCGUGUACCUGGACCUGCCCUGGGCGGGCCUGGGCGCCGGGCUGGACCUCAUCAACUUCCACGCCUUUGACCUGGAGGGCGACGAGGUGCUGGGCGCGGCGCCGUACGUGGAGACGCCGCUGUUCAGCUGCCUGGAGGCCACCGGGCUGUCCGUCAACACGAUGGUGGACACGAUGCUUGCCUCCGGCGCGCCUCCCCAGAAGGUGACUCUGGUGGCGUCGGCCCUGGGCCGCAGCUUCGUGCUGGACGCGGACGGCUGGGUGGGCGGCCCCGGCAGCGCCGGCCCCUGCCUGGGGUCCGAGGGCCUGCUGGACCAGGCGGAGCUGCGGCUGCUGGUGCCGCCGGGCGGCGCGCAGCUGGACACCGAGGCAUUCGCAAACACAGCGCCCUUCGCAGGCAACCAGUGGACUCACUUCGACGACCCGUUCACCAUUGCCAACAAGGUGUGCUUUGCGCGCUACCACUGCUUCGGCGGCAUCGGGCUGUGGGACGCCGACGCCGACUCGUUUGGGGCGCUGCUGGGCGCCGCCGCGUCCACCGUCAACGGCGACCCAGCGCUGUGCAGCGAGUACGAGACGCCCGAGUGCACAAACACGGUGUCGUCGUACGGCACCACAGACCUGGGUCAGCCCGAGCUGGUGGGCAGUGUGGGCGACGCCGAGUACAGCCUGUUCCAGGUCCGCAAGAGCUGGUCGGACGCUCGCUCGCACUGCAAGGCUCUGGGCGGCGACCUGGCUGCAGUGACCAGCCGCAGCGAGGCGGGCGUGCUGUACAGCCUGCUGAGCAACUGGGCGGGCAGCGGGCAGCUGGGGGAGGCGGACGUGUACAGCGGCCGCGACGUGUUCGUGUGGCUGGGUGGCAGCGACGCGGUGCAGGAGGGCCGCUUUCGCUGGGUCAACACCAGCGCCGACCUGACCUACACGGCUUGGGCGUCAGGCCAGCCGGAUGGAAGGUACGGUGGCGAGGACUGCAUGGCAGCGGCCAUCCGGCUGGGCGGCAGCAGCGGCGGCGGUCUGCGCAUCGUGGUCAGCCAGGAGGCGCAGUGGUACGACAUGGGCUGUACCGCAGCGCUGCCCUUCGUGUGCCAGCGCUCCCGCGCUGGCGGCAUGGGCGUUGCCGGCGUCAAGCUGGUUCCGUACCUGACCACCAGCCUGCUGGUGUUCCCGCCGCUGAACCGGGGCGAGCCGGGGCUGCAGCUGACCAUGGCGCAGGGCCAGAAGCUGUGCCGCACCUACGGCGCCGAGCUGCCCAGCCUCACCGACUACUGGACGCGCUCGGACAUGACGUCGCCCACGGGCUGGUCGCUGGACCUGCCGCCCUACAUGUGGCUGGGCCUGCGCAGCUACGGCGAGGGGCAGCUGUUCUGGAGCGACGGCUCGUUCUCCACGGACGGCGUGCUCAACGCCUGGGAGCCGGGCGAGUUCGGGGACGCCGCCUGCGCCAUCAUCGUGGGGCCGCAGGGCGUGGAGCUGGAGCUGGAGGUGGACUCGCUGUACAGCCGCUGGAACGCCACUGCCACCGGAGGCGCCGUGCGCAUCAGCCCGCCGCCACCACCGCCGCCGAACCCCUCGCCGCCGCCGCCGCCACCGCAGCCACCUCCCAGGCCCAGCAACUCCACGCCGAGUCCACCCUCCCCACCUAACCCAGCACCUAACUCAUCGCCACCGCCUAGUCCUCCGGGCACACCUCCGGACCCUCGUCAGCGGCUGCAGCUGAGCCAGGGCGUGUACUCGCUCAGCUGCCAGGAGCGCAUGCCCGUGGUGUGCCAGAAGAGCUCUCCGCCCGUGUCCCUGUCGCCCACCUUCCACUGCCUGACGCGCCCCAACGGCCUGGCCUUCAUGGUGCCCGGCGAGACGCUGGCGCCCGGCGGCAACGCGCUCACGCCCGUGGCCAGCGAGCUGGAGUGCGCCGUUGGGUGCAUGAUUGCGCCGCGCUGCGUCUACUACAUCUACCUGCCCGGCUGGCGCCCCGCCGGCUGGGUGCCGCCCAACAACCAGCCGCCGGAGGACUUCGCGCCAAACACCUGCUACCUGAUGGGUCGGCCCUGGGUCACGUCCUGGGCGCCCAAGAAGCUGUCCGAGGUGGUCACCGCCGCCGACCGCGUGUGCUUCCGCUCCAACUCCAUCUUCAGCGGCGACACCGCGCCCAUGUCCGACCCACUCGUGCUCGACCCGCCCACCGCCGCCGGGCCGCUGUUCGGCUACCCCGCGCCCUCGCCCACCGCCACCGCCCUUCCCUUCUCGCUGCUGUGCUCGCCCACCGCCGGCGCCCCGGUGCUGGCGUCAGUGAGCCUGACGGUUGCCAACACCAGCCGCAACACGCAGGACGUCGGGGUAGGGUGCACGGGCGCGGACGGCGGCGGCGCGGAGCAGCGGCUGUGGCUGUACCGCCCCGCUGCCGGCGGCGUGUACGAAGCGGAGGCGGACUGCGGGCUGAGCGGCGUGCAGGGCGUCAGCGGCGCCUUCGAUGCGGCCGGACUGUGCUGGCUCCAGCUGCAGUGCGGCAGUGGCGCGGUGCUGCCGGUGCUGGCGCCGGCCGAUGCCCGGCCCGGCUGCCCCAUGCCCCAGGCGGCCGGCAGCGGCGGCGGUGGCAACUUCCAGUACACCUGCCCACCCGGCAUGGUCGGCACGGGGCUGCAGGGCAGCGCCCUGUCCGCCCCCUCGCCCGCCACCAACUCCAUCGCCACGCUGCGGCUCAUGUGCGGCGCGCGCCCGCCUGCGCUGACGCCCCCGCCUCCUUCGCAGCCACCUCCCGCGCCGGCGCCCUCACCCCUGGCUGUCGGCCGCCGUCGCCUCCUGCACAGCGUCGCGGCUCCGGUGUCGGUUGUAAAGGACCCAUUCCUCGCGAUUGCGGAGAGUGGCGCACGCCGUCAUCUCAACCAGUUCUCUGUUUGUACGACCAGCGCGCUUGCUGGCAGGCGUUACACUACCGGUGGCUUCUCUUUCAAUCCGUCGCAACCCGGCGGUACUUCUGUCGCGGCCACCACUGCGAGCGCCUGCUGCAGUGCUUGCGCGGCUCAAGCCACACGUAUGUACGGCUACACCUUGAUAUCUACCUACAUAAAUCCAAUGUCACCCACGCUCUACGAGGUGGCGUGUUAUUGCUACUCAAAUGUGCCUUCUGGCGGCACGGUCGACGCCGCAACUACAGCAACGGCCGACGUGGUUUCCGGAUCGUUAACUUAUCGCUGUUCUGGUGGCGUGGUGCAAUGGCCCGCACCGCCGCCUCCACGACCUCCCCCACCGCCGUUGCCGCCUAAGCCCCCCCUGCCACCACCGCGCCCGCCGCCGAGCCCUGCGCCGCUUCCUCCGAGACCGCCUUUGCCGCCCUCGCCCCCAAGCCCCCGACCUUCGCCGCCCUCGCCUCCACCGCCGUCGCCUCCACGCCCGCCUUCGCCACCGCCGUCACCUCCUCCGCCGUCGCCGGCACCGCGGCCCCCGCCCGCUCCCAAGCCCCCAAAACCACCCGGGCCACGGCCGCCAUCGCCGCCAAGCCCGUCGCCCCCAUCGCCCUCGCCGCCGUCGCCGCAGCCACCACCAUCGCCUCCUGCGCCUUCACCUGGUGUGCCGCCCCCCUCUCCUAAGCCACCGGGCCCGCUUCCGCCGUCACCUCGGCCCCGACCACCCUCGCCGCCUUCACCUCCGCCGCGUCCGGCGCCGCCGCCGAGUCCUCCGCCUGCGCCACCGCCACCACCUGCGCCCCCGCCUCCAUCCCCACCACCGCCACAGCCCCCAUCUCCGCCGCCACCACCGCCGCCGCCUGGACCAAUCACAUCAGAUGCGCCCGCCUGCUCCGACUGCUCGCCCUGGUUUGGCGACUCCACCUCGGACUCGCCCUUCUACAGCAGCGGCACUGUGCAGCAGCAGCAGCAGCAGCGCGGCGCCGCCACCUGCCCGCCCGGCUUUGGCGUGUCGAGCCUGACCGCCUGGUUCCCGCCGGCGUCGCAGUACGGCACGCAGCCCAACGCCAGCCAGCCCUACUCCUCGCUGUCGGCCGCGUGCACGCCGCUGCUGCCCACCCCGGCCGGACAGGACCACACCGUGCGGGUGGGCGGCGGCUGGCUGCCGCCCAGCAACGUGACGUUCAGCCAGACGGCCCUCAAUGCGACCGCCUGCGACACGCUAGGCGGCAUCGCCUCAGUCGUGGGCGCCUUCACGCACUUCACGCCGCAGCGCCCCGGCUUCAUCACCGCCAUGUCCACAAGGUGCCGCCUGACCGCAACCCCGCUGGCGCAGCCGGCCCUGGGCUCGCCCUUUGUGGGCUGGAACUUCACCUGCCCGGCCGGCCUGGUGGUGGUGGAGGUGCUGUGGGCGCAGCAGACCUUGACGCGGCCCGGACUCGGCCCGCUGCCGCUGAUCACACGCGUGGCGUUCCGCUGCGGACUCAGCGCCGGGCUGCUGCCUUCACCGCCCGUGCCAUACGUAUCGGGCUUCACGGCCACCGAGUCCUCGGGCCUGGAGCCGCUGUCGCUGCUGUGCCCGCCGGGCGAGUACGUGACGCAGGUGUUUGGAAGGUACGACGUGCCCACCGCGCUCAGCGGCGUGGCGCUGUUCAUCCGCGACCUGGGCCUGGUGUGCAGCGGCGGAGCGGCCGUCACAAAGGACCUGGACACGGGCAUCGCCACCGUCAACAGCAGCUCUCUGGCCUUCACCACCGCCAGCUGCCCCGCCGGCAUCGCGGUGCUCACCGGCCGCGCCCUGCGCCACCCCUCGCCGCCCGCGCCCAGCGCGACUGGCACCCCCGGCCUGAUGCUGAGCCUGGACGCGCUGUGCUCCGACACCGCCGACCACACCUCGCGCCUCACCUACUCACCGCUGCUCAGCAAGGUCGGCGAGCCCUACUCGGAGCGCUGCCGUGAGCUGACGCUCCUGUCCGGCCUGAGCCUGCUGCGCUCGCGCUGGGUGGUGGGGGGCGUGACGACCGGCUACCUGCACGGGCCGCGGCUGGUGUGCAUGGACGUGCCCGAGCCCGAGGCGCGGCUGCCCCUGGCGGCCCAACUGCCCACGGUGGGCGGCGUCGUCAGCUCGCCCGCCACGCCCUUCCUGUACGAGUGCCCCGAGGGCUCCAAGGCCGUGUCGGCGCUGGCGCUCAUGGACGCCUCGGGAGAUGUGCUCUCUUUGCGCAUCGAGUGCGACAACGCGCCGCUGGCAUCUGGCGCACAGACCUCACUGCAAAGAAUUGCAGCUUCCGGCGUACCCAACACACCCAUCGUGUCCAACACGGUCAUCAACGUCACCGCCACCGGUGACUUGACACCGAUGAACGCCAUCAACACCACCGCCACCAACACCACCGGCACCGGCUCGAGCUCGGGCUCCACGCCGCCUCCCGACUCCGGCGUACUCCGCUACAUCAGCCCGGAGCUGAUCCCCUCGCCGCCGCAGGCGUCCUACCUGCUGCAGCGCAGCUGCCCCACCGGCAUCUCGGGCCUGAGCACCCGCGCCAGCCAGACGGACGUGGCGCAGCUGGGCACAGCGGUGGUGCCGGUGGCGCGCAUGGACCUGCCGGACGCGGCGCCGGCCGGCAGCACCGCGGCGCUGUACGACGUGCUGCUGGACUGGGGGCAGGCGGCGCUGUUCUGCAGGAACCAGGGAGGCAGCCUCAUCACCUUCACCAGCAACGUCCAGGUGGCCUCGGUGGCGCUGAUGAUCCAGGAGUGGGCGUUCGGCAGUGUUGUCGACGACGUGCUGGGCGUGUGGGUGGGUGCCGAGCGCACAGGCCCUGGCCUGUACGACUGGUCCUGGGUGAACGGCACCCUGUUCUCGGCCAGCUUCGUGCCUGCCUGGGGCGCCAACCAGCCCGACGACGCGGGCGGCGUGGAGGACUGCGCCGAGCUUGGCGUCAACGUGACCGAUGCUGCCGUGGACUGGAGGGACCGGGGCUGCACUGGGUUGGUGCGACGGCCGCUUUGCAUGCUCGUGCCCAAGUCGGCGCAGGCAGGCGUGAGCUCUAGCGACGCGGCGGUGCCGGUGGUGGCGCUGUCCUCCAACGACGGCGCCGACAUCAUCAGCCUCUACAAUGUGCAGCUGCCCUGGGACGCCGCAUCCACAUUCUGCCAACGCCGCGGCGGCGCGCUGGCGUCGUUCGAUGCGCAGUUGGAGAUCCGGCGCCUCAGCCUGGCGGUCAGCGCCUACAUGCAGCCCAUCGCCACGCAGCCCGGCCCCGUACAGGCCUGGACUGGACUGCGCGCCCGCCUGCCAAGCGCCGGCACGAUCAGCACCGCCCUGCGCGCGGCGGUGGCGGCGGUGCAGGUGGGGUCCCGCGAGUUCCUGUACGUGCAGCAGCAGCGCAUGAGCUUCGACCAGGCCAGCGCCUGGUGCCGCAACGAGGGCGGCGAGCUGGCGUCCAUAAGUGGCGAUGAGUAUGACGCCACCGUGUCGGUGGCCUUCGAGCCCGCCGUCAACACACUGCUGCUCGCACAGCAGCCCGUGCCGCCCGCCACCUUCACUGCCAACGCCUGGAUCGGCCUGUCGCGCGUCGGCGCUGGCGCCUGGACGUGGCUGGACAAGAGCCCCUACGUGGCGAGCCGCACCAUCAUCGAUGCCGCCAACACCAGCCUCUCGUGUGUGGCCCUGGUCACCACCUGCCUCAACACCACCGGCAGCACAACCUCUGCGCCCAUCAACUGCAGCAGCAGCUACGUGGCAGUCAGCUGCGCCAACGACAGCUACGGCUUCGUGUGCGCCCGACCCACGGACGCCGCAGCGAGCGCCAUCGUGAGCGGGCGCCACUUCCGGCUGUACCCGCAGCGCCUGGCCUGGCAGGACGCGGCGCAGGCCUGCACCGACCGGGGCGGGCUGCUGGGCACCUUCCGCACACAGGACGAGUACGCGCAGUUCACCGCUGCCGUGUCCAGGUCGCAGCCGCUGCUCAACGCUACGGGCCUGGCCUUCAUUAACGCCACUUUGGGCACCAAGGCCCCGGGGUUCAUGCAUGUGGGCCUCAGCAGGCGGUCAGAUGGCUCAUUCCUCUGGGUUGAUGACAAGCCUUCUCCUGCAAUUAACUGGGCUGCGAACCAGCCCAACGGCACGGCCCAGCAGCGCGAGGACUGCGCCGCCUUCUCCGUCAUGUGCAACAACUUCAGCGGCGGACUGUGGUCGAACUGCUCGCUACCCGAGCUUCAUGACUCGGAGUGCUCUCUGGCGGCGCCGUACGUGUGCUCCUUCGACUUCAUGUCGGCGUGGGGCUACAGCGAUGGCACCGCGCUGAUGUCGCAGCAGCCAGGAGGCAUGGGCCCCGUCACGCCAAUCAACUAUGCCUGGCAAAGCGACACUUGUGGCGACAUGCUGAAGAACACGCACUACGGCAACCUGCUGCCUGACCUCGCCGUGCUCACCAACGUUGCCAACGCCACCGCUUGCUGUCAAUCAUGCUCGGCGGUGGAUGGGUGUGCCUGGUACACGCAUGACUCCGCCGCGCGCACUUGCGCCUUGAAGCGGGACGAGGGGCCUGGCCGCCUUGUCAACAACACCCUCGCGCAGUACACGACCGGGCCCUCGGGGCGGCCGCGUGACCUCAUCCCCGGCCUGUUCGACCCCGCGGUUGCCCUGACCGACUGCGGCGCCCUCAGCUCGUCUCUGACGCAGAACGUGUCCGCGCCCGACUACCGCUUCAUGCCUGUGAACUGCGCCACGCCGCUGCCAGUGGUGUGCAAGCGGCCCGCCGGGCUGCUGGACCUGACGCAGCAGCCCACCGCCUCGGGCGGCGGCCCGGAGCUGCCGGAGGAGGAGCGGCUUGCGCUCAGCACCUACCUGACGCCGCUAGCCACCGGCUUCACCAGCGCGGGCACGGUGGAGCUGUCGCUGUACGACACGCUGAUGGACGCCUUCGCCGCGCAGCAGCUGUGCCGCGUGCUGGGCGGCACGCUGGCGGAGCUGAUCGACCUGGACGUGCAGGCCGCGGCGUUCCGUGUGGCGCAGGAGGCGCUGCUGCAGCAGCCGCGGCUGUUCGCCCCCCUGAGCUCCAUCACCUACCACAUCGGCCUAACCGACAUAACGGACGAAAACAGCUGGAGAUGGAUCAGCGUCGGCGGCAAGCUGCAACUGGAUUCGGCGUUGUGGGCGGCGGGCGAGCCGUCAAAUGUGGCCAGCCCCGUCUUCAGUUCAGACGCCAUUCCGCUGAGCGAUGAGGACUGCGCGGUGGCAACACAGUCGGGCAACACCAGCCAGUGGGUGGCCCGGCCGUGUCGCUUCCAGUUCACCCGCCCGAUGUGCCAGCGCCCCACAUCCGCCUCGGCCUACGGCGCGCAGCUGCGGUCCCUGGCGCCCGCCGCCCAGACGCUGCAGGGCACCGCCCACUUCCAGCUCUUCACCCGGCUCAUGGACUGGCCCGCUGCAGAGAUGCUAUGCCAGGCGCAAGGCGGCAACCUGGCCUGGUUUGACAGCCCCCUGCAGUUUGAGGCGGUCACCGCAAUGACGACCAGCUGGAUGCGACGCAACGAGCAGGCAUCAAAUUUUGGCACGUGGUUCGGCCUGAAUGAUCGGGUAACCGAGGAUGAUUUCCGCUAUUCUGCCAACCCACGCGUCCGCGUCAAUGCCAGUGCCUGGCAUCCAUGGGCCGCAGGCUCCAGAGGUCGAGACUUUGUAGAUCUGCCGGUGUCAGGCGCUACAAACUUUGGAUCGUGGUCGGCAACGGUCACGUGCCCCAACGGCACUGUCGUGCGCGGUUUCUCUGCUCGGGUGGACAAUCGCACAGCUGCUGUGUCCACAGCGACAGACCUGAUGGGCGUGAUGAAUAUGGAGUUUCAAUGCUACAACACGUCAACUGACAGCAUGGCCGCUCCACUGAGGCCUGUGGCCGACACCACGGCGACGACAAUUGGGACAUGGGGGCCUGUGGCCAAGUGCCCCGGCAACUCAUCCAAUUACGCAGUCGGGCUGCAGCUUCGAGCUGUUGCAAAGCAGGACUACUCAAUAUUUAAAUUGGUUCGAACAUCCGCCAACCGUACUACUCUCACCACAGCGACCGUCUACCGGGAUGACGUGGCCGUCACGUCGGCCCGGCUGCUGUGCCGUUACGGACAGACAGUAGAGGUCACAAACCCAUCAAGCUUGGGUAAUUGGAUGGCUGAGACCAGAUGUGAUGCUGGCUACAGUGUUUGCGGUAUACGGCUGCAAACCCAGAGCUUCAACACAUUUGCCACCGUAAGCAUGGCGAACUCCAGCGCCUCGGACAACACAAUGGUCAACGGCGCAUAUAUCCGGUGCUGUAGUGACGGGCCAAGCGUCAAUGAUUGCGCGGAGAUCAGGACCGAAAUUCGGGAUGGCAGCGCGACGACUGGUGUGGCGAGGUGGGCUGACCAACCAUGCACCACAACGCGGUCUCAGGUCAGCGUGAACCACGUGCUGUGCCGCCGCAACGUGGUGCCAUCAGCCUCCCAACUGCAGCGUGUUGCCCUGAUCACCUCCAACACGAGCGUGCUCAGCCGCGCCGAGGGCGCGACUGGUGACGGUGGCGUGGGGGGCGGCGGCGCCUCCUGGCGGCCCACGGCCGCCACGCCGCUCAUGCCGGCCAUUGCUCAGAGCGUUGCGCCCCAGGCCUCGGAGCGCUUCACCUACUAUGUGCUGGAGACAGAUGACGACGGUGGCAGCGGUGGAGGCGGCGGGGAUGACGAUGGCGACAGCGCGGCCACGUCUCUGUUCAGCACGUUGCAGUGUCGGGCACGGCGAAAGGAGUCCUGCCCAAGGGGGCGGCCUGCAAUCCCACGCCGGGUGCUGCGCACGGACGAGUUCCUGCUGUUCGAUGUGCCCAUGACCUGGUCCCUGGCCAAGUCCUUUUGUGCGGCUCACUCUGCGGAAUUGGCGCCCGUCAUGGACAGUAUGGAGCAGCAGUCAGCAUCCGACCUCGUUGCUAGCUGGGCCCGUGGCCGCGUGGGCCGCUCCGUUUCAUUUUGGUUUGGAGCCUCCAACACCGGCAACGGCGCGCCGUGGCGUUACACAACCGGCGAGCGUCUGCGAUGGAGCGCCUGGGGGCGUGAUUCCGUGGCCCCGAUCCGGCCGGCAUGUGGCGAGAUGCGCUUUGGGGUGGAGCUGGUGCCCGUCUCGCUGUCGUCGCUGCUAUCCGGCUCGCGGGUCUCGCAGUCGCUGCUGCGUGAGGUUCUCACAUCAAACACCACCAGCGGCAUCGCACAAAGCGGUACCUUCCAACUUCCUCGUGUCGGCCGGCGGAAACCUGGGUAAGUGUGUCCAUGACUCUGCGGGAGACGCGCUCUACACUGUUCCGGCAAGAAAUGAACUGGGACCAAGCGGAGAAAUUCUGCAGGCAGCGGGGCGGCCUGCUGGCGAGCGUGAACACGGCCUCUGAGGCCGAGGCGCUGCUGGCCAUGGUGCGCGAGUGGGCGCGCAACAGCCGCGUGGCGGGCGUCACCCGCCUGUGGCUGGGCUCCAAGCUCACCACCGGCAACCAGCGCGGGCCCGCAGAAAACCGUGUCCGUAACUGGCAAUGGCUCGACGGAACCUCGUUCGACUACGUUCGGGGGCGCAACGAUCGGCGGUUCAUCAACCCGCUGCUGACGGGCCCGACCUCCGAGGCGCGCUGCCUCACAUGGUCGGUGUCAGCUUCUCCAUCUGUUGCGGCCGUUGCCGCCAGCAACACAGCAGGGCCGGGGCAGCUGGAUGUGCGGCUGAUCCAGCGGCUUCUGGAUGCGGCCGACGCUGUGGACGAGUGGGAGGCCGUGUCAUGCAGAAGCCUAGCCCUGCCACUUUGCCAAGCAGACCUGCAGCCUUUCAUCUGCAAUAAGGGUGACGCAUUCACGCGCCCAGUGGACUCGGGCAUCGGCGCCGACCUGUACUGUCCGCCAGGGACUCUCCUUGCUGGCAUCAAUGGUCACGUGCCUGCAUCCACUGGCGGUGGGGUUUUGGAUCAGCGGCCGGUGUCCUUCGCAGGCGUGUGCCGCAACCCGCGCGCGCCCGCCAUUUUGGCCUCCCGGGGUAAGGAGGAAGUGCCGCUAUG